Cloeon dipterum is the source of this 1520-nucleotide messenger RNA. RefSeq lists its product as uncharacterized. Gene Ontology annotation, molecular function: Hsp90 protein binding. The transcript has 5 exons. NCBI's taxonomy places the organism in Eukaryota, Metazoa, Arthropoda, Insecta, Ephemeroptera, Baetidae. The record is from RefSeq and is a predicted model, not a curated record. Bases 149 to 892 code for a protein of 247 amino acids.
UAUCUGUGACCGUGAUCGAUGACUCGGUCCUCCCUCAUCCUCUCACAAGUUCGACCGCUGGUUGCAGGUUCAAAACAAAAAGUUUUAUUAAACAUGAUGCUGGGAAAGCGGUGCUGCCUGCGACUGUGAAAGCAUCUUCAGCGGAAAAAUGAGCGAGACCUUCUCACGUGUCCAGGUGAACGUGCAAGAGCUGAAGGAACAGGGCAAUGCAUGCGUCAAGGAAGAAAAGUUUGAGGAGGCUGUUUUGCACUACACCCACGCUCUUGCAAUCGACCCCAAAAACUUCUCCCUUUAUAGCAACCGUUCGCUGGCCUUCCUCAAGAUGAAGCAGUUUUUUCUGGCGUUGCAAGACGCCAAUGAGACCAUCAAACUUAAUCCUGGUUGGGCUAAAGGUUACUUUCGGAAGGCGGAGGUGCAAUUUGCCACCUUUCACUUUCUUGACGCACUGCAAUCGUAUCGUCAAGCCCUUCUGCUGCAGCCUGACGACUCCAGCAUAUUGAAUGCUAUCGCCAGGACAACGCUUGAGUGCCAGAAGGACAAAAAAGCUGAUGACCAAAUUCCUUGGCUUGGUGCUGGAAUCGGUAUCAUCCUGGGCGUCAUAAUUGUGAUUGCUGAUCAAAUCGCUACCAUGAAACCCUCCCUCUCGCAUCCAAUUCUGAUGGUUCUAACAACGAUGGGAAUCGCCAUGGUUGGCUAUGGACUUGCGCGAGGUUUCCGCUACUAUGUCAAGUGCCAAAGAAAGUCGCUGAUCGAGCCCCCAGCUGAUCUGAGUGGCCAGUCAGAGCAGGAGGACGAGCCUGAGGAAGAAAUGAUGCCUGAGAAAGGUGGUGGCCACGCCAGGUACUCAAAGGCGCAGGCCAGGCAGCGGUUUAAGAAGGGCCGCAGCAGCUAGAGACAACAGCGCAUUCUUCACACCACCAUGCCUUUCCUGCACUCUGGUUUUCCUGUCUCCGCUUCGGAUUUGGCAAUUUGUGCAUCUGAUGCUGUUAAGAGGACAAAAAGAGGGGGGUUCAACGUGAUAAAAUAAAAGGAGCGUUUCUCUUUGGUGCGAAAAUACAGAUGGCACAGUGUAAUUCAGAAUUUAUUAUAUGGUUUUUGUUCUGAUCUGAAUGCGGUUACCCUAAAGCCAGAAAACACUCCACUCAUUGCAAGCUUUUACUGAAUUAGGAGUUUAAAAAUUCCCUUUGCAGAGAUUUCUCUUGAUCUUUGCCCAACUGCCCUCUAAAUAAAUAUGGCCAUUUUUGGCCCAACAGUAAUAAUACUGGUCAAUGUGCCGCAAGCCAAGGUGGAAAGUGCCCUCGAAGCACUGAAAUUUCUAAACUUUUAACCACUCCUUUAUGCCAGCAAUAGUGUUGUGGCUUGUUCAUGUUCCAAAACCUCGAUAUGUGCUAGCUGGACUCAUUUGUUGCUUGGUUUUUAAUUAUGUGAUCUCCUCAGCAGAGAUGUUUCUCUGACUAUUUUGUUGAUUUGUGUUGUGAGUUUCCUACUAUGGUAUAAAUAAAUUUUCCAAAAAUUGUCAA